Nymphaea colorata (pocket water lily) is the source of this 1742-nucleotide messenger RNA. Its product is annotated as F-box protein At1g67340-like. The record is from RefSeq and is a predicted model, not a curated record. The transcript is spliced from 3 exons. Gene Ontology annotation, molecular function: protein binding. NCBI's taxonomy places the organism in Eukaryota, Viridiplantae, Streptophyta, Magnoliopsida, Nymphaeales, Nymphaeaceae. The coding region runs from base 238 to 1545 and encodes 435 amino acids.
GAGGAGAGAAGAGAGAGAGAGAGUCGUCAGGGGUUGUUUUUAUUUAUUGAGGGUGACGAUGAGGCUCUGCCUCGAUGCUCUUGGUGGUGUUGUUGGGGUGUGAGGGAGCGCCUCUCUCUCUUUCUCUCUCUAAGAUAUCUAUCCCUGAGAGCGAUUUCGUGUCUGGGGAAUUGAUUGGUGCCCCUGUGUUCUCUGGUUUGGCUGUCCAAAUCAUCUUGUGGGGAGGAGGAAGUAGGGAUGCGGACGAGGAGGGGGAUGUGCUACCCGAGAGUGAGGUUGGUAGAGGAGAAGAGGGGGGAGGAGAAGAGGAAAAGGGCGGUCUGGCAUCAGGAUAUCCGGCGGAAACGCCGGAGAACGGAGCCGGACGGUGAAAAAAGGGAUAACUUCUUCGACCAACUUCCCGACGACCUCGUCCUCUGCAUCCUCUCGAAGCUCAGCUCCCGGGCGUUGUCGCCGGCGGAUUUCGUCAACGUCCUCCUGACGUGUAAGAGAUUGAACGGGUUGGGAUUGAAUCCGGCGGUGCUGGCGAAGGCUUCCGCCGGGGUUCUGUCCAUUAGGGCGCCCAAGUGGUCGGAAUCAGCUCAUGCGUUCCUGAAGAGGUGCGCAGACGCCGGCAACGUUGAGGCGUGCUUUACCCUCGGCAUGAUACGGUUCUACUGCCUAGAGAAUCGGGGGAGCGGGGCCUCGCUCAUGGCUAAGGCGGCGAUUGCGUCUCACUCGCCCGCGCUCUACUCGCUGGCCGUGAUCCAAUUCAACGGCAGCGGCGGGACCAAGAACGACAAGGACCUCCGCGCGGGUGUCGCGCUCUGUGCUCGCGCUGCCUCCCUUGGCCACAUCGACGCCCUGCGAGAGUUCGGCCACUGCCUCCAGGACGGUUACGGAGUCCGCCAGAACGUCGCCGAGGGCCGCCGUUUCCUCGUUCAGGCCAACGCCAGGGAGCUCGCUUGCGUCCUCUCCGCCUACUGCUCCGGCAGCGGCGCCACCCUCCCGCAACACCACCACCACCACGACCAAAGCCACCAUCCUUCGAGCCCUUCCCGGUUCCGGUACGACCCCACGAGAUUCCGCCCUUGGCUCGCGAGCCUUAUCGAAAGCCGGUGGCAGUCGGCCGGGUGCCCGCUGCUCAGCGACUUCGGGUGCAACGUCCCGCCUCCCGAGUCCCACCCAGCGAACCGGUUCCUGGUAGAGUGGUUCGCCAUCCGGCCGCCGGAGGGCGGCCUCCGGCUGUGCUCCCAUGCUAGCUGCGGCAAGCCCGAGACGAGGAAGCACGAGUUCCGUCGGUGCUCCGUUUGCGGCAACGUGAACUACUGCUCCCGCGCAUGCCAGGCGCUAGACUGGAAGAUUCGCCACAAGCACGAGUGCUUGCCUCUGGGCAGGUGGCACGACGGUGAAGAUGAGGAAGAUGGUGGCGACGAGGAUGAUGAAGACGACGGUGAUGUCGAGGAGGAGGACGAAGAGGAAGAGGACGACGAACUGGACAGAAGAAACGACGAUUUCAAUGGUGAUUCAGGGUCAAUGCAGACCGACGGUGCCAUCACACGGUGAGGAGAGCGAGAGAGAGAAAUGGCAGUGGCUCACAGAUUGUACAGUUCGUUUUUUCCUUUAUUUUUUUCUCUUUCUUUUUCACAUUAGAUGUCUCACGGCAAGAAGAUGAAGUUCGUGUACCAUAGAAUAGAGGGCAAAAACCGGCCAUGGAAAAAGAUAGAAGUUAAAAAUUUGUUUAACCAUUUCAUUAUCUUUGA